Messenger RNA from Manacus vitellinus (golden-collared manakin), 2212 nucleotides. Its product is annotated as solute carrier organic anion transporter family member 1C1. Gene Ontology annotation, molecular function: protein binding; bile acid transmembrane transporter activity. Gene Ontology annotation, cellular component: membrane. The transcript is spliced from 14 exons. The record is from RefSeq and is a predicted model, not a curated record. The coding region runs from base 16 to 2148 and encodes 710 amino acids. Gene Ontology annotation, biological process: sodium-independent organic anion transport; bile acid and bile salt transport; transmembrane transport. NCBI's taxonomy places the organism in Eukaryota, Metazoa, Chordata, Aves, Passeriformes, Pipridae.
ACAGAGGAUACCAUCAUGGAGGUUUCAUCAAAAGAAAAUACCCGCUUUUUCUCAAACAACACAAUCCUGCCUGUGGACCGAUCUUCAUUCAAAUCUGAAUCUUCUGCAUCCAGGGAAAAACACUCAUGUUGUGGAGGUAUAAAGAUAUUUCUCGGUGCAUUGUCUUUUGUUUAUUUUGCUAAAGCACUGUCAGGAAGUUAUCUAAAAAGUACUAUCACACAAAUAGAAAGAAGAUUUGAUAUCCCUUCCUCUUUGGUUGGCGUUAUUGAUGGAAGUUUUGAAAUUGGGAACCUCCUAAUCAUAAUUCUUGUAAGCUACUUUGGAGCAAAGCUUCACAGGCCAAGAAUAAUUGGAGCAGGCUGCUUAAUUAUGUCAGCUGGAACAUUCCUAAUUGCGAUGCCCCAGUUCUUCAUGGGACGAUAUCGCUAUGAAAGAUUCCCUUCCACCAUCAACUCGACUGUUAACAUCUCUCCAUGUCUGCAAGAUAAAAGCCAAACUCCACUCACAUCCUUGGAAAAGUCUCAAGCAAAAAUAAAUGAAGGAUGUGAAAAGGAAGCAGGCUCUUCCAUGUGGAUCUACGUUUUACUUGGAAAUCUUUUGCGUGGAAUAGGUGAAACCCCUAUCCAGCCUCUGGGAAUUACAUACAUUGAUGAUUAUGCCAUAGAAGAGAACGCUGCCUUAUAUAUUGGCUGUGUACAGACAGUGGCAAUUAUAGGGCCAAUAUUUGGCUUUCUUCUGGGAUCCCUGUGUGCCAAACUUUAUGUUGACAUAGGCUUCGUAGAUCUGGACAGCAUCACAAUAACUCCCAAGGACGUGCAGUGGGUGGGAGCAUGGUGGCUGGGUUACCUGAUAGCCGGUGUGAUCAGCGUUCUGGCCGGCAUCCCCUUCUGGUUCCUGCCCAAGCACCUCCCAAAACCGGAGAGCAGGAAGGACUCCAGCACCUCUUCUGAGCAGUCCAAGUUCAUCAUCGAGGAUAACAAGGACCAACACAAACCUUAUCAGCAACAAACGAAGAUUGCUGAGAUGGCAAAAGACUUCCUUCCAUCACUGAAGUGCCUCUUUGGGAAUCCAGUUUACAUUCUGUAUUUGUGUGCAAGUAUCAUUCAGUUCAAUUCUUUAAUCGGCAUGGUGACAUAUAAGCCAAAGUAUAUUGAACAACAGUACGGGCAAACAUCUUCAAAAACUAACUUUGUUAUAGGUCUUAUCAACAUUCCUGCUGUGGCCUUUGGCAUAUUCUCUGGAGGACUCGUCAUGAAAAAAUUCAGAAUUGGUGUUUUAGGGGCCGCAAAACUUUCCCUGGGAUCGUCUUUCUUUGGUUACCUUUUGCUCCUCUCACUGUUUGCGAUGGGCUGUGAGAACUCGGAAGUGGCCGGACUGACCGUGUCGUACCACGGAACCAAACAGACGACUGAUUACGAGCAAGCCGUGUUUUCAGAGUGCAAUUCCGGCUGCUCGUGUUCCAAGAACGACUGGGACCCCAUCUGUGGAGAAAAUGGAGUUACCUACAUUUCUGCCUGUCUCGCCGGCUGCCAGGCGUCCAACGGCAGUGGGAAAAACACCGUAUUUUUUAACUGCAGCUGUGUGGGAACCUUUGAAUCUUCACAAAGCUCCUCAGCUGUGGUGGGACCGUGUCAAAAAGGAAAUGAGUGUCCAAAAAUGUUUCUGUAUUUUCUAGUAAUAUCGGUUAUCACUUCCUACACUUUGUCAGUAGGUGGCACACCCGGAUACAUCCUGCUUCUAAGAUGCAUUAAACCCCACUUGAAAUCAUUUGCACUUGGUAUCUAUACCCUGGCAAUAAGAGUGCUUGCGGGAAUUCCAGCCCCAGUGUAUUUUGGAGUAGCCAUAGAUACCACUUGCCUGAAAUGGGGCAGCAAAAGAUGUGGGGGAAGAGGAGCGUGCAGACUCUAUGACUCCAGUGCACUCAGGUAUGUGUACCUGGGACUGACUUUGGUGUUGGGCACGGUGUCCAUUUUCUUCAGUGUUGCUGUCCUUUGGGUUCUCCGGAAAAGGUCUUCUCCACCAGAUGAGACCCUCUCAGCCAACGGGGAGAGAGGCACCUGUGGGACAAAGAGCAGAAAAGAUAACUUUGUCAAUAGUGACUGUUUAAUUCAGUCAACUUACUGGCCAGAAAAGGAGACUAGACUUUAGGAAGACUGAGGUCUCCACCAUGAUUUUACCCAGUGAGUGGUGUUCCAGGCAAAAAUUCAUCAUC